Molecule: messenger RNA, 831 nt
Organism: Vanrija pseudolonga
Lineage: Eukaryota; Fungi; Basidiomycota; Tremellomycetes; Trichosporonales; Trichosporonaceae
Product: 3-hydroxypropionyl-coenzyme A dehydratase
Exons: 1
Coding region: 1-831 (276 amino acids)
Source: RefSeq, a predicted model, not a curated record
AUGCGCGCAUACACCCUCCCACGAGCAACUAUCGCUUCAAUCCGCCGCGGCACCCGCUCCUACUCCGCCGCAGCCGCCGAGUCAACCCUCCAGGUCGAGGACCGCGACCGCAUCCGCUGGAUCACUCUCAACCGCCCCAAGUCGCUCAACGCACUGGCCGUCCGCGACCUCGAUGAUCUCGCCAAGGCGGUCGAGUCGGCAUCAAGCGACCCCGCGAUCCGCGCCAUCGCGCUGCAAGGAGCUGGCCGCGCGUUCUGCGCCGGGAUGAACACGCACGCCUUUGCCGGUCUCGACCGCGCCGGCGCGCGAGAGGUCAUUGCCAAGGUCGGCCGUGCGGUCGGCUCCCUGCGCGUCUCGCCCAAGCCCACCGCUGUGCUCAUGCACGGGUACUGCCUCGGCGCGGGGUUCGAGAUGGCGCUCGCUGCCGACUUGCGCGUUGCGCUGCCCGGCACCAAGGUCGGCCUGCCCGAGACAAAGGUCGGCAUCCCCAGCGUCCUUGACGCCGCGCUACUCCGCGAUCACGUCGGUCUGUCCCUCGCCAAGGAGAUGCUUCUCAUUGGAGACGUUUACCCGAUCGAGCAUCUCGGACGGCACUUUGUCAACGCCGUCGGCGGCGAGGAAAGCGGCGGCCUGCAAGCUGCCGCGGCACACCUCCUUGCCAAGGUCACCGACCUCAGCCCAGUCGCUAUGAAGGCCCAGAAGGAGCUCAACGAGAUGUGGAUGAACACGCCAUUGAAGGAGGCCAUCGACAUCAGCAUCGACGUCUUCGCCGACGUGUUUGUCGACCCAGCAACUCACGAAGCCAUCCAGGCCUACAAUAAGAAGCAGUGA